UUCAGUUCCUUGAAGUUACAUUAAUGAUAGUGUUGUAUUUACUGAUUAGGUUUGCUAGCCUCAUGCCUAACCUUUCAAGCUCUCUACCGGAUAUCAAAGUAGGAGAGAUUUAAGGGGUUCGCCAGUUGGUGAGACCUCUUGUGUGGCUAGUGGACAUUUUACCACUGAACCACUGAAGCACCUGUUUAUACUAUAAUUUGUUUAAAAUGACCUGAAGAAAUAUCGUUAGAAAUGUCCUUUUUAAUGAAGAAUUUUACUAUUUUUAUUGCUUAAUUCUCCCUAUUUAGACAAUGGUCAGUGGGGAAGGACGUUUUUUUCUACCCUAUUUAUAAAAUAUGCAAUAUUCUACAACAUACCUGUUUGUUUAGAAAUAUUCAACUGUUUGGUUCGUGUUUUUGAAGUCUAAGAUUUCAUUAAAGUUAAAUUUUUUCUUAACUUCUUGUUGAAAUGAAGAUUUAUGCGUAGCAGAAUGAGGGUUCCUGUUUGUCUUCACCUUGUCUUUUUUUGCAUAAGGUAGGACAGGGGUGCUUGAAGCGGAGGUUUUCCAACCAUACCGUGAAGCAAAUGUGCUCACUGCACGCUUAAGUUUUCAGUUAUUGAUAAAGUGGGAUUAGAUUUAUUACUUGCCUACCCACCUGCCUACCUGACAAAAUAAUUUAUAACUUUUCAAAAUACAAUUAAUUACUAAAUUAUAUAACACUAAAAUAUUGUGAUAUAAAAGAUUCUUUAUAUUAUUGUGUGAUAUUUCAUACACAGAGAUUUUCGUCAUUUUUGAAUAGUUAAAGAGUAACACAAGAAUGAUGGAUAGAACAAAGUCACUACAAUGGAAAAUUUGUCUAUCGCUUAAUAUACUAUUAUUAUUAUUUAUUAUGUUGUAUAUGGCUAACUGCUCAACAUUACCUAGACAAAAGCCAAACAUUCGACAAUUCGCCAAUAAAACAGAAGGUAAUAAAAUGGAGAUUGUCUGCAUCCUGGAUCAUGAUGUCUAUUGCCAGGAGCAUUACGUGGAAUUUAUCUUUGAUGAUGGCUGUCGUGAUUGUAUUUGUAAAAAUGAUGGAGCAUACUGCAAAACCAAAGCAUGUGUCGAUUACCAGGAUAUCAAUACGAAUCCUGAAGAAUACUGCAGUACAGUAGUUGAAAAGAAUGAGAACAAUGCAACAAAGCAUCGUGACAGUAAACCUUCAGAAAAUCUCCUGAAUUCAUAUGAACACAAACCAGCAAAUAAAACAGACGACGGAGUAAAAGGUGAGGAGGUUGAUACUAAGAAAUCAAAAGACGUCGUCGGUGCAUCUUUCAUGUCAUUUGGAGAUUUUGGAGCUGCUUUAGGUAUGAUACCCGGAGCUUUUGAGAGCGCAAUGCAAGAAAAAGAUGCUAUAAAGGGGAAACAGGAGCCCUCUGAUGAAGUUCUUGAUGGUGGAAGUAUGAGAAAUGAAAGUGACAGUAUGGAAAAUACUCCACAAAGAUCGGAAAAAGAUGGAAAAGGUGUUCCUUCAACCUUACCCUAUCCUAAUGAUGAUAUACCUGCCAGCAUAUUAGAUUCAAAUCAAUACCAAGGUAAGAAACAAGACGAUGAGAAUGGGUCUAGUAAAGUGGUUGAUGAUGGAGAAGAAAGUGAUGAACUAGAGCCUUACUCGCCUCGAUACGAAGGCGGAAAUCAUCCCAGAGACAGUGGAUCUGAGAAUCACAACUCCAAUAACACAAUACUAUUUGAUAACAAUCAAAGAAGAGGUAGAGAAAAUGAUUUAGCUACUAAAAACGAGAAUGGCAAGACAGCUAGUGAUGAUUCCUUGGACUACGAUACUCAUGACGACAAUUCAUAUGAUGAAACAUCGGCAGAUAUGCGUACGCAGGUGACACCAUCAGCUGAUAAAAAAACCGAUGGAGAUGUUGAUACGUCAAGAGACAAUGUGAAUGACGCAGAAGACAGUAGAUUGUUUGCUGGUGACGCACAGCAGACAAAUGAUGCACCACAGACUAGUGAUGAAGAAAGACUGGUACAAAAUGUCCAGCCGGUGUUGUCUCAGCUAGGUGAUGCAAUCGACACAGAAGAUGUGGAAGCAGUAGUUCAGACUGCAGAAGGAAUUGUAGAUGGUCAGUUAUCAAGCAUAGUAAUGGGUGAUCAAAGUGGAAAAAGCAACUCAGUAGAUAAUAAUAGCACUAAAAUUAAUAACAGCGAUGGUGAAGCAAAACAGGAGGACAGUAAGCGAAGAAGAUCAACAGAUCAAAAUUUUUUAUCGUCAAAUAAAGAAAACCAGAUUGUUAGCACCACACCAGCUCUGCCGACAAAAAACGGAGAAGAUUCAACCCCUAAUAAUCAACCUUCUAAAAUGCCCACUGAUUCAAAAAACGGGGUGAAGCAAACUCCAAGAGGUAACUCAUCAAAAGAGAGUCAAUCUGGUGAUUGGGUCUCGAGAGAAAUUACAGUUCAAAGUAGAACAGUGAAACUUCCGGAUAAAGAAGCAGUACAACAUAUGCAUGAAAUAUUCCCUAACUCAGGAGGUUCACCGAUUCUCGAAGUUGAAGAAAGAGAUACGCAUAGUUUCCAAGAUUCAUUACAUGGGGAACAUGAAAAAACUGGUGGUGGUGGUCUUAUUCAACCAGUGUCUUUUAGUAGUAGUGAUGAUGAUCAUGAAGGUGAUGUGCUAUUCAAACUUGAGGGGGUACUUCGACAACUUACUGUCUUGACACGUUGUGUCGAAGGGUUGAAGGCAAAAUUUGCUUCAUGCCAAAAGCAAAAGCCACAACAACCACCAAAGCAUCCCAAGCCAAUGCCACCUAGUCAUCCAGGACCGAAACGCCAUCACGGUGACAAACCAAUGAAAAGAGGCAUUCUUGGUUAUUAAGCCACCAGUACAUCUUUACAGAAAUUUUACAAUGUACUCUAAUUAACUUUUUGUAUAAUUCAUUCGAAGUAUUUAACUGAAGAUUGAUGUUUUGCAUGACAUUUUCAAAGUACUGAU
Molecule: messenger RNA, 2960 nt
Organism: Trichobilharzia regenti
Lineage: Eukaryota; Metazoa; Platyhelminthes; Trematoda; Strigeidida; Schistosomatidae
Source: the annotation of a GenBank genome assembly